Molecule: messenger RNA, 1256 nt
Organism: Phlebotomus argentipes
Lineage: Eukaryota; Metazoa; Arthropoda; Insecta; Diptera; Psychodidae
Gene: Arr1
Product: phosrestin-2
Exons: 2
Coding region: 48-1193 (381 amino acids)
Biological process (GO): signal transduction; G protein-coupled receptor internalization
Cellular component (GO): cytoplasm
Molecular function (GO): G protein-coupled receptor binding
Source: RefSeq, a predicted model, not a curated record
GUCUUGAAUUUUCUCGUGAAUUUAGAGCAGUGAAGAAAGGCGAAAAAAUGGUGGUGAACUUCAAGGUGUUUAAGAAGUCCUCGCCCAAUGGAAAAAUCACCCUUUACUUGGGAAAGCGGGACUUUGUGGAUCAUCUAUCGGCCGUGGAGCCAAUCGAUGGUGUCGUUGUGCUGGAUGACGAGUACGUGCGGGAGCAGCGCAGGAUCUUCGGACAGAUCGUCUGCUCCUUCCGCUAUGGCCGCGAAGAGGACGAAGUGAUGGGACUCAACUUCCAGAAGGAGCUCUACUUGGCCUCGGAGCUGCUCUUUCCCCGGGAGAAGAGCAACCCCUCGCUGACCAAGCUGCAGGAGCGUCUGCUGAAGAAACUGGGUCCCAACGCCUAUCCCUUCACCUUCACCCUGCAACCCAACGCCCCGGCCUCGAUCACGCUCCAGCAGGGCGCCAACGAGGAGGGCGACCCGUGCGGCGUGCAGUACUUCGUGAAGAUCUUCUCCGGGGACUCCGAGAGCGACAGAACCCACCGCAGAUCCACCGUGACGCUGGGCAUUCGCAAGGUGCAGUACGCGCCAACCAAGCAAGGCGCGCAGCCAUGCACGGUGGUGCGCAAGGACUUCGUGCUGAGCCCAGGAGAGCUGGAGCUGGAGGUGACGCUAGACAAGCAGCUGUAUCACCACGGCGAGCGGAUUGGCGUGAACAUCUGCAUCCGCAACAACUCCAACAAGGUGGUGAAGAAGAUCAAGGCGAUGGUGCAGCAGGGCGUCGACGUGGUGCUGUUCCAGAACGGCCAGUAUCGCAACACCGUGGCCACGAUGGAGACCAGCGAGGGAUGCCCCAUCCAGCCGGGCUCCAGUCUGCAGAAGGUGAUGUACUUGAUGCCGGUGAUCAGCUCCAACAAGUUCCGCCGCGGCAUCGCGCUGGAGGGACAAUUCAAGCGCGUUGACGGCAGCCUGGCGUCCACAACGCUGCUCGCCAAUCCCGAACAAAGAGACGCCUUCGGGAUCAUCGUGUCCUACGCCGUGAAGGUGAAGCUCUUCCUGGGCGCUCUCGGUGGGGAAGUGUCAGCUGAACUCCCCUUCGUCCUGAUGAAUCCCAAGCCCAACACCAGGGGAAAACUCAUUCAAGCCGACAGUCAGGCCGAAGUGGAAACCUUCCGCCAGGACACCAUUGAUCCCGAGUCCGCUGACGCCUACUAAAGCAAGGACAUCUAACAACGGAAUAUAUAUGCUUUAUUAAGAAAUAAAAUAUAUCACAACGCA